Molecule: messenger RNA, 2619 nt
Organism: Atta colombica
Lineage: Eukaryota; Metazoa; Arthropoda; Insecta; Hymenoptera; Formicidae
Product: recQ-mediated genome instability protein 1-like
Exons: 11
Coding region: 81-1871 (596 amino acids)
Biological process (GO): double-strand break repair via homologous recombination; resolution of meiotic recombination intermediates
Cellular component (GO): RecQ family helicase-topoisomerase III complex; nuclear body
Molecular function (GO): nucleotide binding
Source: RefSeq, a predicted model, not a curated record
AGCAUGCAAUGGGCGUGAAUCUAUUGUAACGAUAAAAUUCGAUAUUGAUUGAAAAAUUGUGAACUUGUUAUCAUGCGAAAAUGAAUGAGAAUUUGCUAAGACGGAUAAAAAACCAAUUAAACGCAAAAUUUUAUGUAAUGAAUGACGCAUGGCUAAGAGAUUGCGUCGAAUUCUUUAUUAGGGACAAAAUUUCUCAUGAAAUGACAGAUAAGCAUAUUUUCGAAUUUGUAGAGGGCCAAUGGCAAUUGAGUGAUUUACGGGAAAUCAACAAUGAAAAUGGAUGUUUGCCAAGGAAUUUAACUCAGCAGACACACAUUGUAUUGACUGGUAUCUAUAUCCUCCAGGUAGACAAGAUGUACGAUAUAAUGAGCUCCAAAUAUAAGCAGCUUUGUGAAAUUCGUAAAAUCGACAAUCAGAACUUGGAAGUAAAGGAAGAAGAGCAGCUGAUGGAGUGGCAACCCAAAGGUAGAAGAAUGAUGCAACUUUAUUUAACUGAUGGAGUACAAGAUGUCACUGCGAUAGAGUAUACUUCACUUAAACAAAUAACUGAUAUAUUACUUCCUGGCUAUAAAGUAAUGAUAAUUGGCCCGAUCCACUGUAGGCGUGGUGUUAUUCUCCUAGAAGAUGGCAAGUACAAGGAAAUUGGCGGAGAAGUGGAAACUUUGUUGAAAUCCAACGCGCUAGAAAAUGUCUUGGCAAGAGCUUUAGGAGAACCUGAAAACCCUGAUCCAUAUAAUGAUAAUGGAUUAUCCAGGAUCAUGAAUCAGAAUGUUCAAAACACAGCAUCUAAUUCUAACAACAAUGACAGUUUUUUCGAUGAUGAUUUUGAAGAAGCUAUUGACUUAGAAGCAGUGACAGCAAUCGAACAACGAAGCCAAGAAAAUAAUGCCGUUCAAGAAAAUUUUAGAAAUACGUGUGAUCGCAAACAAGUAGAUAGGAAAGAAACGAAUGAAAUUAUGCAAACCUUGGAAGAUAUAGACUUUGAACCUUUAGAAGAUUGGUUCAAUAAUUCCCCAACAAGAUCUUCACAGAUAUCGCCGUCACAAAUGGAGACUAAGAAAAUUGCUAAGGAUGAUAGAACGACAGUUGAACAAACAACUUCAGUACUCAAUUUUCACAGCAAAUUAUCGCUUUCUAUGAAGUCUAUUCAGAAUCAAAAUUUUUCAGAAUUUCCUGAUGAUGAUUUUGACUUAGAUGAUUACGACAUCAUAAUUAAGACAAAGAAAUCACAGAGUCAACAAGAUGAAAAUCCUUUAAUGAGUAAAACCAAAACAUGUCUCUCGUUAGAACCACCUAUGAAAGUGACAAAUCAUAAUGCUCUAAUAGAAAUUAAGAAAAGUACAUCCAUGAAAGUGGCACAAAACGAGAAAUCAGUGGUAAACACUUCGAGAGUAAUACAGCAAAUAUCUGAGACUAAAAUUAUUUCUGAUUUUAUCAAGCCUCAACCAGCUCCCAAAGUCUGCGAUGUCUUGCGCGAUGUCUUACGCGAGCCUAUUACGGAAAAAAUAUACAAGACAGUGAGAGGUCAGGUGAAGAACCAUUCGACGUUAACGAAACAGGGUAAAUGCUGGUCGGUAACAGCAUUGAUCACGGAUUACACUUCCAGUGUAGAAGUUUGUUUCGAUUCUAAAGUUCUGGAAGGUUUUCUCGGAUUUACCGUACAAGAAUUUUUGCAGAAAAAGAAAUUUGCCAAGUUAGAUCCUCAAGUAAAUAGCGAACUACGAUUGAGUCUACGCAAAGCACAACAUGAGAUUCAGAAUUUGGAUGCAUUGUUGAAAUUGGAAUUGGUUCAAGGUCAAAUGCCCAAAAUCGUUGGUAUCACGCAGUUGACUACACAACAAAAGGAAGACCUUUCGAAAAGAUCUGCAUGAAAUAUAUCUGAUAUAACGGGCGUUUCCUCAAGUCAUCGAUAAUCAUGGAUUCUUGGUAUCUCGGAUCUCAGGCUUUCACGAAAUUUUCGGAUCUUUAUGAAUCCUUCAAACUCGCAAUGCUCUCUCACUGUCUCCCGACUUCUCUACAGAAUGAUGAGCUUUCGAGGAAUUAGUUUUCGAGGAUGUUCGACGAGCGUCGUUAUGUCCGAGUCUUCCUCGGCCGGGACGAUUUUCUGCAGUUCAAUAGUACAUGAGAGGCGCAGAUCGAUCACCAAGACGGCGGCGAUGUCCUUGAGAUCAUUGGAUCGCUUCUAUCGAUCGCAAAUAUCGCCGUAUAUGAAUCGCGUGGGAACUCUCACGGUUGCUGCCUUCAGUAUCAUGUUAAAAUGUGUAUUUUAUAUUAUUGUAUAUGUGUAUACGGUAUGUAUAUGUACGUAUUUGUAUUAUGUGUGUAUGUGUGUGUGUGGGAUCAGUCCGCGCACACGUAUACUAAUAGAUAUCGAUGGAACUGCCAGAGAUGAGAAAAGCAGAACUCUAACGGAAAUUUACCUACAUAAUCUCGUCGUCUCAACAAUACGGCGCUUCCGACAAUUAAUGUGGCGUGUACAUGAGUGUAUGUUUUCUGCGUGUACGUGUAUUACGAAAGAUGGUUUUAGGUGGUUUACCAAAAGGUAUAACCGCCCUCCGUUCCUCCUCCCAGGAACGAGCCCUUCUUUUGCGAGAGAGCCACACUAUGGCCGGCCAUCGC